This is a messenger RNA of Angiostrongylus costaricensis, 1284 nucleotides long. The record is from the annotation of a GenBank genome assembly. Lineage: Eukaryota; Metazoa; Nematoda; Chromadorea; Rhabditida; Metastrongylidae.
AUGUUUAAUUUUACCUAUUUCGCUACGUACGAAAUUCCUCGAAGACUGUGUUUUAGCGAUCGAAUGGCACAAUACUUGUGCAACAGAGACCAUUACGAUUGCGUGGUUUCUAUAUUUCACGCCAAAGUAGCCCAAAAGUCAUAUGGCAAUGAGAAAAGGUUUUUUUGUCCUCCUCCGUGCAUCUACUUACUUGGUGAGGGAUGGAAGGAAAAGCGAAACCGAGAACAACAAGCAAGCGAGCUGUGCGCAUUUAUAGGCAUUGGGGCUCCGUCUGACCAAGAGCGACAGCAGUUGGAUUUUUCUAACGGAAAAGACUACUGCGCAGCUAAAACACUCUACAUCAGUGAUUCUGAUAAACGAAAGUACUUUGAAUUGUCAAUCCAGUUCUUCUAUGGUUGUGGUGUUGAAAUCGGACUGUUUCUUUCACAACGUAUCAAAGUGGCGUUGUUCAAUCGACUUCGCUCACAAACCGUCAGUACUCGUUACCUCCAUGUGGAUAACGGCGCAUUCCAUGCCAGCUCUACGAAAUGGGGAGCGUUCACCAUCCAUUUAUUCGAUGACGAACCGACAGCCCCUGAGUCUGAAAACUUCACCGUCAAAGAAGGUUUCGUUUACUACGGUUCAGUUGUCAAACUGAUUGAUAGUGUUACGGGUAUAGCAUUGCCACGCUUGAAAAUUAGAAAAGUGGACAAGCAACAUGUUAUCUUGGACGCCACCACUAACGAAGAACCUGUAUCCCAACUGCACAAGUGUGCGUUCCAAAUGAUUGAAAACGAAACUGUCUACUUAUGUCUCAGUCAUGACAAAAUCAUUCAGCAUCAGGCCACUAUAAUAGAUGCCACUCAUCACCAGAUAAGUGAUGGUGCUGCCUGGACGAUCAUCUCUACUGAUAAGGCGGAGUAUCGGUUCUAUGAAGCAAUGGGACCUGUGUCUCAACCGAUAACGCCAGUUCCUGUAGUCAAUGGUUUGGACAUCACUGGUAGCGAUUCAAUGGCCCGUGUAGAGUUGACUGGUUAUAACAUGAAACCAAAUCUCAAAAUUUGGUUUGGAACAACACCGGUGGAAACCAUAUACAGGUCAGACGAAUCACUAACCUGCCAAGUGCCUUCGCACGCAAUUGUUAAGAAUGAAGCGUCGGGAUGGGAGUUUGGUGGCGACGAUGCAGAAGUGCCUAUUACUCUUGUCCGAGAUGAUGGCGUGAUAUAUUCGACCUCAAUGAUGUUUUCCUACAAGUCGCUCAAAGUGCAACAAAGGCAACCACGUUACGGCGAAGCUUUUAGCUAA